This is a messenger RNA of Monascus purpureus, 3362 nucleotides long. NCBI's taxonomy places the organism in Eukaryota, Fungi, Ascomycota, Eurotiomycetes, Eurotiales, Aspergillaceae. The record is from the annotation of a GenBank genome assembly.
CUACACCAAGCCAUUAUCGCGUGUUCACAUUGAUAUUGCUGGUGGCGGUCAUACACUAGAUCCAGACUCAAUGAAUGAUGAAAUCACUCCUUCCCGUAUAGGAGCCAGAUAUGUGAUGAUAAUCACAGAUGACGCUACACAUUACAGAUGGGUCUAUUUCCUUGAAGCCAAAAGUAAUGCAAUUCAAGCAUUCAAGACCUGGUUGCAGCUCAUUAAAAACAUGGGAUUCACCUCACCUGCUUUCCUAAUAUCUGACAAUGAAUUUAAUUCCAACGAAUGGCAAAAGCUGUACCAAACUGAGGGUAUAGAUUGGCAGCCAGCUAAUCCUUAUUCCCCUUGGCAAGAUGGUGUCAGUGAACGAGCUAUUCGAAUUAUCUUUGAAAGAAGCUGUGCUUUAAUGCUAGAUGCUCCUCAUAUCCCUCACUGUUUUUGGAGUGAUGCUAUCAAUGCAGCUACAUGGCUUACCAAUCUUUUACCAACUUCAACGCCACUAUACAAUUCAAAUGUCCCUGGGGGAGUUGAUACAAAUACUAUGAUCAAACCUUCCCCUCACCGUCAUCCCUUAGGAGCUUGGUUCAACGCCCCAGCUGAUUUUACAUCUUAUCGCCGUUGGGGCUGCCCAGUUUGGGUUCACCUUCAUGGCACUGAGAAACCAACUCAUAAGCUUGAUUCUCAUGCUAAACGUUGCUACCUGAUUGGUUAUGUUGCCCAUAACAUUUACCAGAUUUGGGAUCCUGAAAAAGAUACUAUCUUCAACAGCUCAGAUGUAACUUUUGAUGAAAAUUAUGAUACUGAAGCUAAUAAUCAUUCUUCAACUCCUCUAGUUGUUGAUACCAUUCAUCCAGAUAAUCUCCCAACUACAGUUGAUCCUCCAGACCUGAUACAAUCCAAUUGCGAACCAAUAUCUAUGUCUGAUGACUGGAUGAUUCCAACUAGCAAUUUCAGUUUUGCUGCUGCCAUACGAUCCAAAAAUCCCUACCUACCUGAUGACACACCAACUUCAUACCGAGAGGCAAUGAAUCAUAAAGAUAGAGAUAGAUGGCAAGCUGCAAUGGAUCAAGAGAUUAACCAGCUUCAUGAAAAAGGCUGCUGGCGUUUGGUUAAAUGUGCUGAUCUUCCUCCUUCUACAAAAAUCACACCUGGUCAAUGGGUGUAUAAAAAGAAGGAACUACCAGACAGCAAUGGCUAUCUCGCCAAAGCACGCUGGGUUAUACGCGGAAACCUUCUUGACAAAGAUUAUAUGGAACGCUAUGCCCCAGUCAUCACUGAAUCAACUUCAAAACUACUAUUUGCACUUACUGCCAUUCAUGGUUGGCACAUCUGUCAAGGAGAUGCUGUACUUGCCUAUCUAAAUGGUAAAUUACCCCCUGACAAGCCUGUCUACAUGACUCAACCACUUGGCUAUGAAACUGGUCAAAAGGGCCAGUAUGUUUGUGAGCUCAUCCAAGCUCUCUAUGGCCUCACCCCUUCAGCCCGAAUAUGGUAUGAUACUCUAUCUGUUUCAUUGAAGGAAUUUGGUUUCAAAUGCUCCAAUUAUGACUCUGGCUUAUGGAUACACCAAACUCGAAAAAAUCUCUACGUUACCACCUAUGUUGAUGAUUUCAAAGUCAUUGCAGCCACAGCCGACGAUGCUGAUUGGUUUAUGGAUACCCUUGCUAAACACUUUGAUAUCAAGGACCUUGGAGAAAUGAAGAGAUAUCUUAGUGUCAACGUUAAAUAAAACCAACAAGCCAAAACACUAAGUCUCAGCCAAUCUGAGUAUGCUGAGGACCUUGUUACCUCUUUUGGAUUAUCUGAUGCCCAUCCGGUACAGCUCCCAAUGGAUCCAGGCUUGAUUAUUGAUGAUGACCCUGAUCCCACUAUCAACGUUAAGGAAUACCAACGUGGUGUUGGAUGCCUUGCCUGGUUGGCAACUAAAACUCAUCCUGACCUUAGUCGUACAGUUGGUGUUCUAUCACAGUGGAACUCUAAACCAACAAAGAAGGCUUGGGCAGCUCUGAAACACGCCCUACGAUAUCUCAAAGGAACCAUUAAUCAACAGAUCACCUACCGCGGUUCUGUUGACCCUAUCACCAAUCAAGACCUGAUGCCAGUGCUCUACUCUGAUUCUGAUUGGGGUGGUCCCCUUACUGGAAAUCGACGCUCUGUAUCUGGAUACAUCCUAAUACUUGCUGGUGCACCAAUUGCCUGGCGCAGUCAAUGCCAAACCUCUGUUGCCUUGUCUAGCAAUGAAGCUGAAAACAUGGCUGCUAGUGAAGCUACUAGAGAUGCUGUUUGGAUACGAAACAUCAUUAAAGAACUCGAAGUUAUCUCCCCUGAUGAAGAACAGCCUUUUCCACCAGUUCCUCUACUAGUUGACAAUCAAGGGGCGUUACAACUAAUUGCUUCUAACCUCACUACCAAACGCUCCAAGCACAUCGAUAUCCGCUUUCACUACGUACGCGAAAAGAUCCAUGAGGGCGUCAUUGAAAUAAAAGCUUGCCAUACGAAUGAAAUGGCAGCUGAUGGUUUAACUAAGCCUCUGCGCAAUGACCGGUUCACUACUUUUCUCAAGCUAAUUGGGAUGAAGGGACGUUUGCUACCUUGCAACACUGAGAAUUCUGAUUCAACGCCUCUCAUUGGCUGAAGGAACCGGAUCCUAUUGAAGCGCAUUUCAACGAUCAUCUUUUACUAUGUAAUUUAGCACUAUUUUUUUGCUGUCAGGCUAGCUCGUGCGUGGGGAGGUGUUAGAGGUCACGUGUAUUCUGCCAUAUUAGACCGCCCUCGCUUGGCCUGACACACUAAAAUAGCUAGACCAACCUAGAUAGAGACAAUACAAGCAAGUUGAUCCAACAAAAUUAGGUGCCGCGAGUUGAAAUUGAUUACUAAGAUUCUUGGCGCUUAUAUAAUCUCGCUGGAGCUGAUACAACACCAAAAAAACAUUUUCACCUCGCUCAACCUCUUACCAAUUACUUACCAACCAUUUCACUCACGAAAAAUGGCUACGCUUAAAAGCAAUAAAUGGUACCAAUGGUACCUUCGCGAAGGGGCUAAGGGUAAUCUUACUUUGCCUGACUACAAAGUCGUAAGUCUACCUUACUUGAACCUGACUUUGAGGUUCAAUAAGCACUUUAUAAGUACUUCACAACUGCUUAGCUAUUUCAUUUCCUUUUACUUCUGCCUCACUGCUGGAAUAUCAAGCAAUGAACAAGUGCUUGGUUAUUCGUGAGCCUUUCCUUUUUCUUUUACUUUACCCUUUCAUACUUCCUCUUACUUCGACCUUACUUCAGCAAUAUGAAAUUCAAUUAGUAUUGUAAAGAAUUUAUAGAGCUCGUGCGAGCUGAAAUUGAUUAAUAAUAGUCUUGGCAGCACGUGAGGGUGGA